AUGGUUAACAACACGAUUAUUUGUGCCACUUGUAGUUUAAAAGAAGAUACAUUGGAUAAUGACAUCAUUCUCUGUGACGGAGCCUGCAAAAGAGGGUUCCACCAGAAUUGUCUAAACCCUCCUUUACUGACUAAAGAUAGUAAUAUUUAUUUUCCUAUUUCCUAUGCUAUUCAAGUCCCCGAGGGAGAGGAAAAAUGGCAUUGCCCUGCAUGUGAUUGCAAGAUAGACUGUAUAGAAUCAAUAAAUAAAUUCCAAGGGACAUCAGAUCUUUCAAUUAGUGACUCUUGGCAGAAAGUUUUUCCUGAGGCAGCUGCCAUGGCGCACGGGCCUAUGCAAAGUGAUGUACCUGAUCUUCCAUCGGACGAUUCAGAAGAUAAUGACUUCGACCCCAAUAUAUCCGAAGAACAUGUGGCUUGUGAUGUAGAAGGAUCAUCAGAAGAGGAUGGGGAUGAAGGUUCGUACUCUGAUGACUCCAAUUUCAUCACCUCUUCUGACAAUUUAGAACAUGUGAAGGAUGGAGAGAAAGUUGAUGACCUUGGAUUACCUUCUGAUGACUCGGAGGAUGAUGACUAUGAUCCAGCAGGGCCAGAUUCUGAUGAAGAUAUCAAAGAGAAGCAAGAUGAGUCAGACUUCACAUCAGACUCUGAUGAUUUCUGUGCUGACAUUGCGAAGUCUUGUCAUAUGGAGGAAGUUUCAUCUGGUCGUAAGGCUGGAGAUCAUACUAAUGACUUGGAAGGGGCCCCUGUUGGACCUAACACAUCAAUGUCACAUCUCACAACCAAGGAUCUUGAGAUCGACCAGGAUGCGAUUUUACCAUCAAGGAGACGGCAGGUUAAACCGUUGGACUACAAAAAACUUUAUGAUGAUGCUUAUGGGGAAGCACCAUCUGAUUCAAGCGAUGGCGAAGACUGGUCUGGGAAGAGCACACUCAAAGAAGACAGUGAAGAAGAAAAUGAAGUGGAUUCCUUUGUACACAAAAGCUCCAGGGGAACGCGAGCUGUGCAUCGUGGUUUAGUAAAUGAUCAACACUCCAGGAGGCUGACCUCUGGUCCUGAAGUGGACCAUGCUGCUGAUGGGAAAGCACCACCUGGUUCGAGUUACCGUGAAGAUUUGUCUCAGAAAUGCACACCUGAAACUGAAUUCACUCCGCAAAGCCCUCAACAAAGCUUGAAUUAUUCGGUGAAUUGGCAAAAUACAGAAGAGCUGCUUACCCCUAAUGGAAGCAGUACAACAGGUCAGAAGAGACACUAUGGGCCAAUAAUUAAUCAGGCUAAGCAAUUCAAAAUACAUCAAUACCCUAGCCGUGUUGUUAAAGAAAGCUUGGCACAAGAACUAGGUCUGACAUUUCAUCAGGUUAUUCCUACUUGGUGCUACGGAAAGGAUGAGGGAUGGUCAAGUUUGGUGGAUAGGUGGCUCGAGGAGAAGUUGAAGAAGCCGCUCUCUGGCAUGAAGUUGUCGAGGCUGGCCCUUGCACAGAGUAACCGCAAGGACGUUGAGAGCGAGUACUAUGGCAAUACCGAGGAGAACCUGGAGUCUUACAAGGAGUCGUUUCAGAGGCCUCAUCCCGGUCCGGAUGCUGGUGACCCCGUCCUGUCUUAG
This is a messenger RNA of Triticum aestivum (bread wheat), 1599 nucleotides long. RefSeq names its product homeobox protein HOX1A-like. The record is from RefSeq and is a predicted model, not a curated record. Gene Ontology annotation, biological process: negative regulation of gene expression, epigenetic. Gene Ontology annotation, cellular component: nucleus. Gene Ontology annotation, molecular function: DNA binding; chromatin binding. The transcript has 9 exons. The coding region runs from base 1 to 1599 and encodes 532 amino acids. Lineage: Eukaryota; Viridiplantae; Streptophyta; Magnoliopsida; Poales; Poaceae.